AUGGAGACCGCAGUCCGAUGGUCACCAAGCUCAACGUCUGACGACCAGAGGUUUCUCUACGUUGAUAUACCCGGGAAAUCCUUUAAUUUGUGCAAGGUUACCUCCCGCGAUGACGUCCUUGGAGCUUUGAACUAUGAGGUCCAAGCAUCUCGCCAUUCUGUCCCGCCAUUUCGAGCCUUCGACUGGUCGUCCGCCGACGAGAACCUCGCUGUUGUUGGGCAGUCCUCGGGGGAGGCAGCUGUUCUACGCCUAGAUGAUGAUACGCAGAGUCCCAUCGUUUUCCCUAUACGAAAUCAGCGGUCUUGCAACGCUGUUGCAUUCAAUACACAGGGGUUGCUGGCUGCUGGACUUGACAAAGUCAGAAACGACUUCAGUCUUAAUAUAUGGAACGUGAACCAACGCCUUAGCCUGGGCAGCGCUACGCGACCGUUUGGGUCAAGUAGAUACCCAACAGAACCGCUCCACUGGCUAGACGAGAACUACAUCGCUUCCUGUUUCCCUUCAAACGACUCCGCCAUCAGCAUAUGGGAUCGUCGCUCGGGAUUCCGCUACCCCACAGCCGCUGGGGCAACUCCUGCUGCCGCCGAUUCCGGACCGCUAUCUACUGCUUUGGAUCUGAAGCCAAAUAUUGAACCCAACUCUACAAUUGCAAGCUUACGAUUUUCUCGAACCAAGCGAGGAUGCUUGGGAAUGUUAACCACUACUGGAGCCUUUCGAUGUUAUGAUAUUGCUAAGGAAUACCUUUCUGACGAACAUAAAUCAUCCCUGGAGAAUACGUUAGGGCAGGAUCCUAGCAGGCAUUAUCCAGAACAAAUAUAUACCAGAAAAGUGCAAGACUUCCGGCCUUCUGCAUUUUCAUCAGUCAAUAAUGCCAAACCCGACUGGCAACGAGUCACCUCCUUCGACUUCUUAAAUAAGGGGGUGACUUUUUACACCACCCCCUCCAUCACCCUCAACAGACUUAUCUUCAAAAUGCACCGCGAUGAAGCGAGUGUCUCAACUCACGAAAAACGGGAUAGCCUGCUCCUAACUGAAAAAGUGCCCUCGUUCCAGGAUGCGCUGUCGUGGCUAACCAUACCACGCUUGAGGUGUGCGGAAGGUUAUCUACUUGACAGUGAAAAAAACAAAGCUAUAGUAUCUGAUGACCCAUCUUUGCUGGAAUUGUGGGAUUGGAUCGGCCGUGCACAUUCGCGGUCGGCCAACGAUUCAAUGAUCAUUCACGGCGUUGAUAUGAAUUACAUUGGCGUAUAUAGUGUUUGGAAUGGAAAACUUGGGCGAAGCUUUGAAAGCAGACGAGACGGCUCUGAGCUGGAUGAGGGACUAGAUAUUAGUUUCCUUUUCCAAGAAUUGGUCCAUAAGCUCAAUUUUGCAGAAAGCAAGACUUGUGAAUCUGAGUUCCCUGAAAAGCGACAGCUUUGCCUUCAUAUCUGUGGCGCACCAGAAUCAAAUGACGAUCUCGUUAACACUGUGAAUCAGCUUGUGGCGGACAGACAGCACUCCAAAGCGGCAGCUCUAGCCAUUUUCCAAGAUGAGGUUAAGCUGGCAUACAGGGCGCUUAGGGAGAAUAAGCCAACUCAAGCGCAUAAGCUAUUGGCAAUGGCCAUCAUUGGAGGCUCCAAAGGCGAUGCGGGUCCAGACUGGGAGGAGACCUGCGCAGAAAUCGCUGCCGAGUUGAUAGACCCUUAUGCUAGGGCUAUACUCGCCAUGGUGGGCAAUAGUGAUUGGAUGUCAGUCCUUCAAGAAGCAACACUACCCCUCAAGUAUCGAGUGGAAGUAGCAUUACGCUGGCUCCCAGACGCUGAACUUACGAGCUAUUUGAAAGAUGCCUCCGUCCAAGCCAUACAUCAGGGAGAUGUCGAAGGUGUUGUCCUUACAGGUCUUGACCACGCCGCGCUGGAUUUGUUCCAAUCUUAUAUAAAUAAAUACAACGACAUACAAACGCCAGUCCUAGCGAUGUGUCAUACAAUUCCACGGUUCAUCAGAGACGCACCGAGUAAGGCUCGAUUCGAGGCAUGGCGCGAAACCUACCGACACCAAAUGAAUUCGUGGAAGUUGCACCUUAACCGAGUUAAAUUUGACAUUGAGUCACGGAAACUGGCCAUAACUUGGGAAUCACGCAGGCUCGUUGAACCACCACUCCAGCAGAUCAGCCUCGUCUGCAAUUACUGUACUCGCCCUCUUACACAACAGGAUAACUCUAAUUCAGAGCUCAUGGCUACCCCCACAGCUCCUCCAGAAUUUGCCCACCCAACCCCGGGGAACCCACUAGGCCACGCUUCAAUGAAUGGGACGGCUUGCCCUAAGUGCGAUCGGCAUAUGCCCCGUUGUGGUAUAUGUUCGUUGUGGCUCGGGACGCCCGACCCAAUGUCUAAGGCAUCAAUUGCUGAAGAUUCUAAAAAGGCGGCACCCAGCGAGCAGAGCCAUGAAGAUAUCAUGCGACGUUAA
Arthroderma uncinatum is the source of this 2445-nucleotide messenger RNA. RefSeq lists its product as uncharacterized. Gene Ontology annotation, molecular function: protein binding. The transcript has 7 exons. Gene Ontology annotation, biological process: positive regulation of TORC1 signaling. The record is from RefSeq and is a predicted model, not a curated record. The coding region runs from base 1 to 2445 and encodes 814 amino acids. Gene Ontology annotation, cellular component: cytoplasm. NCBI's taxonomy places the organism in Eukaryota, Fungi, Ascomycota, Eurotiomycetes, Onygenales, Arthrodermataceae.